GCUCUUCAUUUUGUUGACAAAGCGAAGCACUCUGAACCUACAAUAUAUCUAAACAAGCAAAGCAGUCUCUCCAUUGAUUCUUUGAAUCCAUGUCCCAAACAACAAUCACACUAAAUAAAUAUUAAAAUUCGAGUGCAAACACAGUGGGGGAAAACUGAAUGAUUAAUUCUCCCCAAAGCAAGGAGGGUAUGAUAAGGUACUGCUGCUGGUGCUACUACUACUCAUCCUCACACUCAUACUCCUCACAGAUUCUGAGAUAUCCAAUGGAAAACCACUUACAAAGCAAGAAGGUCUAUCACCAUUAUGACCACACUGAUGCUUGCAAGAACUCCAGGUGGACUGCUAGGGAAUGUUACGAGUUCAUGUACAGCAGGCCAUGGCAACAAGUCCUUGAUUACUAUUCCGAUGUCGUUAACGGUCGCAUGUCAUUGUCAGCAUUGUUUCCGACUGAGCAUAGAGAACUUUCUCCACAGAUGCAUUCUGUUUGUAAGGAUGGUGAAAUCAUAGAGGCUUCUGAAAAAUCUGAAUCUGCUAGUGUUUCAACUAAAGAUAGGAGUGGAAGGUGGGCAAGACUAACAUUUAAGAUAGUCCUUUCAUAUCUCGGGGGAUCCUUUGAAGGGUGGCAGAAGCAGCCUGGCUUGAACACUGUCCAAGGUUUAGUUGAAGGAUCUCUUGGAAGAUUUGUUGAUGAAAAGAAAGCUAACCAGUUGAAAGACAAGGGUUCACCUAUAGAAGGCGCUGUUGUUGUUGCUGGGCGCACUGACAAAGGAGUGACAGCUCUUCAACAAGUUUGUUCUUUCUAUACUUGGAGAAAGGAUGUUAAACCUGAAGAUAUCAUGGAUGCCAUCAAUGAAGCAGCAUCAGUAAAGUUCAGGGUCAUAUCUGUUACUGAGGUGUCACGGGUAUUUCAUCCUAAUUUCUGUGCCAAAUGGAGGCGGUAUUUGUAUAUUUUCCCUUUAAAUGAUGGAGAGGAGGGGGAUGUUGAGAAUAUAAAUUCUAUAGAAAAUUAUGGCAGUCAAAGAUAUAAAUUUGCUGAACACAUUGGUGAAGAAACCAUUGACGACCUUCUUGACAAUGACGAGGUUAGGCUUGAAAGCCCGACGAAACCAAUGAGGUUUAAAAUAAGCAAGGUUAACCAACUUUUGUAUCAACUGGAAGGAAAAUUGUUAUCAUACAAAAUGUUUGCGCGAGAUACUAAAGCUUCAAGAAACAUAGGUCCACCAACUGAGUGUUUUGUCUACCAUGCUCGAGCUGCUGAAGCCAGAUUACCACCUUCUGCUAAGGAUGCUGAAGGUACAAAGGCAAUGUGUGUUGAGUUGGUUGCUAAUCGCUUCCUACGCAAGAUGGUUCGAGUUAUUGUGGCAACGGCAGUAAGGGAAGCAGCUGCUGGUGCGGAAGAAGAUGCAUUGCUGAAGUUAAUGGGGGCAACAUGUAGACGUGCAACUGCUCCACCAGCGCCACCUGAUGGCCUUUGCCUUGUUGACGUUGGGUAUACAGAAUUUGACUCCAAAAUUUGCCAAAUAUCUUGAGGGAGAGAAGUUCAUAACCAGCAUGCUUCAAUCUAUCCCAUCAGAUAUGUUGAGUAGAAGAUGUUCCUAAUCUGUUGGCAAUAAAUAUCACAUGUAGUAUAUUUAAUUUUUGUACUAUAUAAGUUAAUUACAAUAGUCAUUUUAUUUUCAUUCAUUGUUUCCCAUUAGCCAAAGCAUUUUCAUAUGAAUUCAGCAUUGUCCAGUAGUGUAUUAGAAGAAUCAUUUGAGAAGCUUCACCAAACAGAGGUAGUCAAUGCAAGUUUUACCAGCAAAAGCUAACACAUCGCUGUUGUUUUGUCUAAAAAGAGACUACUUAGAAAUUUGGAUUUGCUUGGGCUUAUUUGGUUAAACUGCAUCAUCUUUGUGUGUUUGUACUAUAAACUAAAUUCUUUUGAAUUUGAACCGACAACCUUUUAUACCAAAUCUGAAUUUAUCUCA
Molecule: messenger RNA, 1967 nt
Organism: Camellia sinensis
Lineage: Eukaryota; Viridiplantae; Streptophyta; Magnoliopsida; Ericales; Theaceae
Product: Pseudouridine synthase family protein
Biological process (GO): tRNA pseudouridine synthesis
Molecular function (GO): pseudouridine synthase activity; RNA binding
Source: RefSeq, a predicted model, not a curated record